Messenger RNA from Thlaspi arvense, 2105 nucleotides. The record is from the annotation of a GenBank genome assembly. Lineage: Eukaryota; Viridiplantae; Streptophyta; Magnoliopsida; Brassicales; Brassicaceae.
AUCGAAUCCUAAAGCACACAACGACUGAAAAAAGAAACACUCUUUUAUUAAAUUUGUUAGGUUUGGCAAUGGAUCUAGCCAAACACACAAGACUUCAAAUAUUGGGAUGCAUACUCCUUGCAUCACUUGCUCUAACAAUGGCCCAAACACCACCGGGCAUAGCCAAUAACCCAAGCCAUGCAACAUGUAAGAUCAAGAAGUACAAACAUUGCUACAACUUGGAACAUGUUUGCCCCAAGUUUUGUCCCGACUCUUGCCAUGUUGAAUGUGUUUCUUGCAAACCCAUUUGUGGCCCUCCUUCCCCCGGAGAUGACGGUGGUGAUGACGACGGAGGAUACUCUCCACCGGCUCCAGUUCCACCUGUUUCACCACCACCUCCUACACCGUCCGUGCCAAGUCCCACUCCGCCAGUUUCACCACCGCCUCCCACUCCUACACCGUCCGUGCCAAGUCCCACUCCACCAGUUUCACCACCGCCUCCUACUCCUAUACCAUCCGUGCCAAGUCCCACUCCGCCAGUUUCACCAUCGCCUCCCACUCCUACACCAUCCGUGCCAAGUCCCACUCCACCAGUUUCACCACCGCCUCCCACUCCUACACCAUCCGUGCCAAGUCCCACUCCACCAGUCUCACCACCACCUCCCACUCCUACACCGGCCGUGCCAAGUCCCACUCCACCAUCAUCAUCACCACCACCACCUCCUACUCCUACACCAUCCGUUCCAAGCCCUCCUGAUGUUACUCCCACUCCUCCCACUCCAUCCGUGCCAAGCCCUGAUUCUCCCACCGCACCAGUCCCUCCAUACUCCCCACCUGCGGUUCCUAUUCCCUCCGUUCCAAGCCCCACUCCUACACCUCCUUUGACCCCAACUCCUCCAGGCUCUACUCCUUCUCCUUCCGUCCCUGUUCCGAACCCUCCAAACUCUCCUCCUUACGUUCCCCCAUCUUCUCCUACCCCAACGCCCCCAUCAGACGGCGAGGCAGGAGCAGGAGUCAGAAGAGCCAGGUGUAGGAAGGUGGACUCUCCAUGUUACGGAGUUGAAUACACUUGCCCCGCAGCUUGUCCUCGUUCUUGUGAAGUCGACUGCGUUACUUGCAAGCCUAUUUGCAAUUGCGACAAGCCAGGAUCUGUUUGCCAAGAUCCGCGUUUCAUCGGAGGAGACGGCCUCACCUUUUACUUCCACGGCAAGAAAGACUCCAACUUCUGCCUCAUCUCCGAUCCUAACCUUCACAUCAACGCACAUUUCAUCGGUAAACGAAGGUCUGGUAUGGCACGUGACUUCACUUGGGUCCAAUCCAUUGCCAUCCUCUUCGGCACUCACCGUUUCUACGUCGGAGCCCUCAAGACCGCCACGUGGGACGAUUCCGUCGACCGGAUCUCCGCCUCCUUCGACGGAAACGUUAUCUCACUUCCUCAGCUGGACGGUGCCACAUGGACUUCAUCCCCAGAAGUUUACCCUACCAUCUCGGUCAAACGAGUCAACGCUGACACUAACAACCUCGAGGUUGAAGUAGAGGGCUUGCUUAAGAUCACAGCAAGAGUGGUGCCAAUAACAAUGGAAGAAUCAAGAAUCCAUGGCUACGACGUGAAGGAAGACGACUGUCUAGCUCACCUCGACUUAGGCUUCAAGUUCCAAGACCUUAGCGACAAUGUCGAUGGUGUUUUAGGACAGACUUAUAGGUCUAACUACGUUAGCCGAGUCAAGAUCGGAGUCCACAUGCCUGUGAUGGGUGGUGACAGAGAAUUUCAGACCACCGGACUUUUUACAGCUGACUGCUCAGCCGCAAGGUUCAUUGGUAACGAAGGCAGCAACGGUGGCCGUAGCAAAUUGGAGCUCCCUGAGAUGAGCUGUGCCAGUGGCGUUGGUGGCAAGGGAGUUGUCUGCAAGAGAUAGACACUUCUUCGUUCUCUGUCUAAAUUUGUAACUACUACCACUAAACAAUGGUAACUACAAUACUAUAACGUAAUAAAAUGAGUAACACGGUUGUUUUUUUUUCCUUAUAAACAGUAAAAUCAUCGACAAAGUAACAUGUAAUGUUAUAAAUGUAAUUUUCAUUUUUGUCAUGAAUUUAUUGAAUUGUGAAUUCAUAUAUAAUUUCUUCCU